Penicillium antarcticum is the source of this 1023-nucleotide messenger RNA. RefSeq names its product putative mitochondrial export translocase Oxa2. Gene Ontology annotation, biological process: mitochondrial respiratory chain complex IV assembly; protein insertion into mitochondrial inner membrane from matrix. Gene Ontology annotation, cellular component: mitochondrial inner membrane. Lineage: Eukaryota; Fungi; Ascomycota; Eurotiomycetes; Eurotiales; Aspergillaceae. The record is from RefSeq and is a predicted model, not a curated record. Gene Ontology annotation, molecular function: membrane insertase activity. The transcript has a single exon. Bases 1 to 1023 code for a protein of 340 amino acids.
AUGUUUUGCCUUCGCUCAGCCUCGUCUCUGCACUCGGUCCGGCGAGCUGUUCAAUUGCCUCGUCCACCUUCUCCACAGAUUCGACACUUCCACCCCACGAAACCAGCGUCCUUCUCCGUGAUCAAUCUUGCGCUAGACACCUCCAGCGCAUUCAUUCACGGUGUCCACACCGUAACCUUCCUACCCUGGGUGCUCUCAAUUCCCCUCACGGCCGUGAUUGUCCGUACAUUGGUAGCAUUUCCUCUCCAAAUAUUCACAAAAUUCCAUGCAACCCGAGAAAAGCGCCUACAACCACUUUUACAAUCAUGGGCUGUCUUAUACCAAGAACGGUCGCGCCGGAUACCCAAUAUCGUGGAAGCAAAAAAAGCUUUGGAAACCGCUAUGAAGGAUCGAACAAAGGAGCUCCACCGACGCUGGGGGGUCAACACAACCUACCGACCCGUCACUCUCUUACAGCUCCCCGUCUUCUUAACGCUGAUGGAGAGUUUGCGCGGCAUGUGUGGCAAUAACAACGGUAUCCUCCUCUGGCUUCUCUCGUGCUGGGAGGGCUCCAUGGAUCCUGCCCAAGCAUCUGAGUCUCUGCAUCUUACCCUCGAGCCCAGUUUCGCGGCCGAAGGCGCGCUCUGGUUCCCGGAUUUGUUGGCUGGUGACCAAACAGGUAUCCUGCCGGUCAUUCUGACAGCUUCAAUUCUGCAUAAUGUUACGGCUAAUUGGAAGAAGAAGUCUUUCGAGUCUGUUUCUGAUCUGCCCAGUUUGCAGAUGUACAGAGAGUCUUCUUUCAUUGGUCUGCGGUACUUUAUUCAGGUUAUGGCUGUUUAUGUUGGUGCUGCGAGCUUUUUCUCCCAGAUGCCGGUUGCUCUUAUGCUGUACUGGAUUACGAGUACCAAUACUGCUACGUUGCAAUCUUGGUAUCUGGAGAAUCGGGUCUUCAAUGAGAGGAAGCUCAAACAGUUUGAGAAGAAGUACAUUACGUUCGAGAAGAAGGGUGUCGAGGAUCCUUUCCACUUGAAGAACUUGCGCUGA